Molecule: messenger RNA, 372 nt
Organism: Ylistrum balloti
Lineage: Eukaryota; Metazoa; Mollusca; Bivalvia; Pectinida; Pectinidae
Product: KH domain-containing protein 3-like
Exons: 3
Source: RefSeq, a predicted model, not a curated record
AUGGCCGAAACUGAAAUGGCGGAUGUCGUCGAUGAAGCAGAAGACGUUUAUGCUUCAAGAACAGUUAUACCGCUCCCUGUGAGAGAUCACUGGCCACUAAGUGUACCGCUCCCUGUGAGAGAUCACUGGCCCCUAGUUAUACCGCUCCCUGUGAGAGAUCACUGGCCCCUAAGUAUACCGCUCCCUGUGAGAGAUCACUGGCCCCUAGGUAUACCGUUCCCUGUGUGAGACCACUGGUCCCAAGUUAUACCGCUCCCUGUGAGAGAUCACUGGCCCCUAAGUGUACCGCUCCCUGUGAGAGAUCACUGGCCCCUAGGUAUACCGCUCCCUGUAAGAGAUCACUGGCCCUUAGGUAUACCGUUCCCUGUGUGA